Cadophora gregata is the source of this 3711-nucleotide messenger RNA. RefSeq lists its product as uncharacterized. Lineage: Eukaryota; Fungi; Ascomycota; Leotiomycetes; Helotiales; Ploettnerulaceae. Gene Ontology annotation, cellular component: nucleus. The coding region runs from base 1 to 3711 and encodes 1236 amino acids. The record is from RefSeq and is a predicted model, not a curated record. The transcript is spliced from 2 exons. Gene Ontology annotation, molecular function: histone deacetylase activity.
AUGGCGUAUCCCAAUCCACACAACGUGUCCGGAGAGACACCACCAUUGCCCCCGACAACAAACAACGGCCACGCAGCACUCUCACAAUCAGAUCGACGGCUUACCCUCAAUCAAGCCUCAGCAACGGCUCUACCACCCUCAUCACAGCCAUCCUCUCCAGCCAGGAAUCUUGGGCCCCAACGAAGCAGCUCCAGCGCAUCCCCGAAUGGCAGAUUGCCCCCUCGAAGCCCCCUCCAUCGCUCGCCCAGCUCCAUGAGCACAACCUCUCGCUCCUCGACACCUACACUGCUUCGAAAGGCUUCUAUGAAUUCCCUGCAUGGUGUAGGAGGUGUUACCCCGUCGCGUAACUCAUCGACGUCAAGGAGAUCUUCCUCGGCGCAAUUCAACAACGCUUCCACCAUGGUGGGCAAAUCCCCCCUUUCAGAGAUCGAGGACCCGAUCCCUCCUCAGCCACGACAUACACCUGCUUCCAUUGCCAGUAAUCAUUUCAAGAGCGAGCUGAAGUUGCAUAGUAGGGAGGACGAUUCUCGAUCUGCGGACGUCAUUGUGAUAUUGCACGACUCGUGUUAUGGCCACCGGUAUUCUAGACCUAGGACCUCGAAGGCUUCGCUCAGUACGAUUGUGGAGAGACCGGAGCGUAUACAUGCCAGUAUUCUGGGACUAUCAGUGGCGUAUGUUUGCCUGGGGGAGAGACAUGCCGACGGACAGUUUCCUUUACAUCCAGAUCGGGAUGCGACUUCGAUCCCUAGUAUACCAUUUCGAAUUCGCAAGACUACACGCAAGACGGCACUUUCUUCGCAGGCCGUGACGAAUGUUCACGGGGCAAAGUGGAUGGAGGAAUUGAAGAUUAUGUGCGAUAAUGCAGAAUCAAGGCUGGCCAUGAAUGGGAAGGAGUUGACUCGACCGGAUAUGAAUAGGAGCCCAGAUCAAGGCACGCCUGCGAAACUUCACGAAGGAGAUCUGUACUUAUGCGCUGAGUCGUUAGAUGCCAUGGAAGGCGCACUGGGUGCUGUAUGUGAAGGUGUGGAUGCAGUUUUCCAAGGAGCAGCAAGUGGGAAAGGACCAUUACGGACAUUCGUUGCGAUUCGACCUCCAGGACAUCACUGCUCAGCAAGUUAUCCAUCAGGAUUCUGCUGGUUGAAUAAUGUGCACGUUGGGAUUUCUCAUGCGGCUCUAAAUCACGGCCUGACCCAUGCGGCGAUCAUCGAUUUCGAUCUCCACCAUGGAGAUGGGUCUCAGGCUAUUGCAUGGGAGAGCAAUAGACGAGCUACAAGCGCCGCCAAGAAUGCUCAUCAGUGGAAGAAGACUUCGAUCGGAUAUUUCAGUCUUCACGAUAUCAAUUCAUAUCCCUGUGAGAUGGGCGAUGAGGAGAAAGUCAAAAAUGCGAGUUUGUGUAUCGAGAACGCUCACGGUCAGAGCAUCUGGAAUGUUCAUCUGCAGCCAUGGAAGAGUGAGCAGGAAUUCUGGCAGCUUUAUGAGACGAAAUAUGCAGUUCUAUUGGAAAAGACCAGGAAUUACCUGCGAGCCCAAACAGAGCGCCUUCGCUUAUCGCCUAAUGGACCGAAGCCAAAAGGGGCUGUUUUCUUGUCUGCUGGAUUUGAUGCCAGCGAGUGGGAAAGUUCAGGGAUGCAACGGCAUAAGGUCAACGUUCCUACAGAGUUCUAUGCUCGUCUGACGAGAGACGUGGUCAAGCUUGCAGGUGAGGAAGGUCUCGGUGUUGACGGUCGGAUUAUCAGUGUUUUGGAGGGUGGAUACAGUGAUCGCGCAUUAUGUACAGGCGUGCUGAGUCAUCUCAGCGGUAUGUCUGCGGGAGAUCCCAUGAUCAUUAAGAAAGAGCGCAGUCCAACUGGCUUGGGAUAUGAGAUGGGCCAGAAGAUCGGCACAUAUGAUGGUAUCCCACAUCCAGAGACACUCACCAUCGGUUCUCAGAUACAAAAUUACGAUCCCUCGUGGUGGUCGGUGCCGCGACUUGAGCAACUCGAUGCUCUCAUACACCCGGAGCCAGCAACUGCGGAACCCAGAAAACCGAGAGAUAUGCCAACUCCAACAUAUUCCUCACCCACACAAUCUUUUAUCGCCAAAGUCACUUCUCCUUCUGCACGUCGAACGGUCUCCAACAUGGGUCUCAGCAAUGGCUCGCCGCGAGCUCCGUCAAGAGCACCUUCUCCGCCUCCUCCAGAAGUAGACUGGACAGUAGCAGCCCACGAGUUGAGCAAGUUGCUUAUUCCCACAGAGAGACAGACUUUCAGUUGUAGGCCGGAAGAUUUAUCAGCGGAAGCCACUCGUGCUAGGAGAGAUCGACAAUCGAUCUUGACACCACCUACAGAAACGACUGUUGAGAACCCAGGUAGCCGGAUGGCUUUGAGGACGAGGAAACCCGCUAAGCCUUUGGCUGAGAGUGCCGAGGAGGAUGAGAAGAAAGCCGCUGCAAAGACAAAUCGUCGUAAGACAGUUGCAGGAGCGGCCGUACUUGCUGCUAGCACUGCAACCUCGAGGAGCACUACUCCCAUGCCAGACUACGCCAAGACCACGGCAUCAAGUCGCCGGCUAAGUUUGUCUUCAAACGCUGGAUCCGUAACAUCAGAGGCACCUCCACGCCAAAAUGGUUAUCGCGUACCAUCAAACAGUGCCCGACCAGGAACAUCUCAAAGCGUUCGACCAGAAUCAUCCAUAAGUGUACGAGGUCAACCCAAUGCCCCUAUCGUCCUGAAGAAGACUAGAGCUCCAGCUCAACCUCGCCCUGAAGCCAAAACCUCUCGAGUGCGCAAGAAGUCACCUCUGAAUGAUGCAGGCGCUUCUACCGCAGAUACGCUACCAAAGAACCCUCCAUCCAGAUCUGGCAGCGUGGUUCUUCCCACAACCGAGACCUCCGCGACAACAUCACAAGCAUCAGAUAUUGAUAGCCUGACUUCUGGCAUGAAGAAAGUCAAGAUAAGCCUGACGACUAAAGCACAACGAGAGGCUAAAGCCGCUGCUAAAUCGGCGGCGGCGAAGCCUUCUGUGCCUAAAGCUGCCAGACCAGCUCCUGCGAGGAAGGAGAGUGCGAUUUUGCCUCCUGCGAGGCUUCCAACACCUGCUUCAGAAACGAAUGGCAUUGCAAAGCAGCAACCAGAACAAACACAAGACAUGCUACCCGCAUUACCAUCAACACCUCAGGCAUCUAUACCAACCCAUCUCCGACGUCCAACCGAAAUCCCCCUUCCCGCAAGCUCGCCGCCAGUACCUAUUUCACAUACUUCUGAGCCCCCUACUGGGCCACCCACACAACCAAAUUAUCAACCCCAGAACCUCCCUCAAUCCACUGCACCACCACCCGUCCCAACCACAACACCAGACGUCUUCAUCCCCUACCAACCCGAAGGCCCAACACCAACUUUCGUACCCAACACCCAAGAACCUCUCAGAUGGCUAGAACCCAACACCAACACCCCUAGCCCUAUGAAAGGUCCCAGUCCUGGCGCUGGUGUGAAGAAGGCCGACCUACCUGUCUGGACGGCUACGAGCGCUAUCCCAUUUGGAGUUCCAGGGAUGGCGAAGCCGCUUGUUAGGGGUAGUGAAGUGCUGCAAAGUGAUAGUGCUGAGGGUGGGGAUAAAGGGAAUGUGAAUACCAGUGUAAGUGGAGCUGUGAAGAUGGGUGGUUCUGGCAGUGAACUGGGAAAGGACAAGGAUGUUGAUAUCUGGGAAGUUCCUGUCACGCCUGCUCGUCGCUGA